This is a messenger RNA of Pocillopora meandrina, 5042 nucleotides long. The record is from the annotation of a GenBank genome assembly. NCBI's taxonomy places the organism in Eukaryota, Metazoa, Cnidaria, Anthozoa, Scleractinia, Pocilloporidae.
AGAAAGUUUACCAACAUUUUUCAUGCCGGCGUUUCGACGUAUUUUGCUUAUAAAAUGGCUUUGGUUUCUGAUCCUGAGACGCAGAAGGCCAUUGAAAAUGAACUAGAAAUUGUGAAGAAGACACUGAGCGAAAAAGUGGAGGGAUCUGAGAUUAUUUCUUGUCAUCCGGUUGCUGUCAAUGUUCGAAUCACGUAAGAGAAUGUUGCUUUUUUACGAUCACAAAAAAUUCAUUGGGUAUAAAAGAUGGGGUCUCCAGGGUACUCAGGGUUCAAUUGGGGAAUUUCCCAGUUAAUACGAGCUCUUACUUGUCUGUCCAAUCAGGAGAACGAAAUUCAAGAAUGUAAUCGUCCUGCUUCAAUUUCCUGAGCAAUAUCCCAACAAUGGCAUUCUAGUAGAACUGAAAAGCAAAACUUUGCCCCCAAGGCUGUUGUCUAAAAUGAUGGAACUUUGUGAUCAGGAGGCUAAGAAAUUCUCGGGUAAGCCUCAGGUAAGUGGUGUUGUCUCCAGCUAGCAUUUAGUUUUGGAAGAUUAUCACACGAGUGUUUGGAACCUUGAUCUUACCAACAUUGUAUAUGUAGUAUUAAGUCAUUUUCCUGGUUUUUGUUGAAAUUUUAAUUUAAAUUUUUUGGGAAGGGAUAUUUAGUUAGACAUAUUUUACAUUAAAGGAAAAAUAGAAUUCCUUCCAAUAAUUCAGAACAAACCAUAAAUAUUCAAUUUUUUUUUUCAAAUAUUAGCUGCAAUCAGUAAGAAGCGUGGUCAACAGGAUUAAGGGAAGCAAAUUAUCAUCGAAUGCUUACAGCUGUAGAUGAUAACUUCAGUAAAAAUGUGUUUGUUUCCUUUUUUAUGCGUGAUAGGAGAAUAUUUGCAUGUCUGCAAGCUUUCUGUGUGUUUAAAGAAGAGCUGCAUGUCAAGUGCUUUGUCCCUCGCUAUUGCUUUGCAUGCAAAAAUUAAAUUGUUUUCUUGAUACUGGAGUUUGAGAUCUUAAAAAGUUCUUUGAGCGUCUUGCUCCUCGAUUCUCAAUUGCUUUGAUUAUCGAGGAUCAAGUAUUGAGUGAAGACUGUGAACUUACAUUUGAGCAGUACUGAAUAUGCAAAGUGAAAACAUUUGUUAUCAUUCCAUACAUAAAUGUGUCAGAAAUCCUAUAAUAAAUUUACAUGGCAGAGACACAACUGACCAAAACAAGAAGAAAAUGUGCCAUGAGCUGUUGAAUAGUAGCCACCACAGGGUUUAUUAGAGCAUGCUUUAAGGGCCUUUUAAAUAUGACAGGGGAGGAAAUUUAUGAGAGGGGAGCUUAUCAGACAGAAUAGGCUAUGAUUAACAACUCAUUAAUGUCUUUGGCUGUAGAUAUUAUUGAUUGUAGAGCAAAAUUUCUUUCAGGUUAUCCCUAUGCUUAUAUUUGUGAGGAGAUUUCUUGAUGAGAAUCCUCUGAUUGCAUGCUCUGAUGAGUUGCAGUAUAUCAAGUCAAAGUUACUAUCAGAUAGUGAUGAACUGAAAAUAAAACAGAAAGCUGGAGUGCUCAACAUACAUAUAAAUCAAGACAAGUAAGUAGCGUUUCUCCUUUGAGGUAAUUUUAAGGCACACAUAGCAAACCAGUCAAACAAGUUUUUUUUACAGUGCAAAUUAACCAACUAUCCAAAUAUCACAGAAAAUUUGUACUGAAUUAAUGUGAAAUAUGUAUUUAUACUCCACUUAGUGUAUUUGGAUUUUAACUGCAAAUAUUCUACAGUAGUGUUUUGUUAAAAUUAUUUACUCCUAGAUAUUAUCUGGAUGUGAAGAUAACUGUUCCUGAUGACUAUCACACUUCUGCUAUAAAGUAUGUGGAAUGUUUCAGUUUGAAUAAAUUAGCCUCUUGCUGGAAUAUGUGUAUCAUUGAGAAGUGAGUCUUACCUUUGUCUUCAAUGAGAUGGGUCAAUUAUUGUCAGACUGGGCUCCAGAUAUAGUCAAUAUCCAGGUUCAUGCUAGCCUAGUUCAUGCCCUAAACUUAAAAACCUCCCUGCAUAUGUUUGAAACAAAGAAACAAGUCUUAGAGUAACUUUGUUGGAAAUUGUGGGGUAAACGCAUAGCCCCUCUGCCCAUUAAAAACCAGGCAAAUCAUUUUCUCGUGAUUUUUUUUUUUACAGGAUAGACCUGAAAGAUUCAAACUUUCCUGAGAAUUUGGUCAGAGUAUUUAUUGGUCAAGCUGUAGACAUGGCAAGAACAUGUGUUGAGGCACCUUUGCGACGUAAACCAAAGUAUGUUAACCUGACUUAAAAGUUGAAUUAUUAAGCUUUUAAUUGUAGAAGAUAUUGUUUCUUCACAAACUCUCUAAACUUCACUUGGGUACAAAUUCUAAGAUCUUUCUUUUCAAGAAAGAUCUUGGAAUUUUCAGACUCAUUUGUUGUCAGUCAGACCUGUUUUCCAAUAGGCAUGACUUUUUUAUAAAUUUAAUGAACAUAUACAUGUAUCUGGUGAUGAAAAGUAAAACAUUAGUGAUGGUAACUUUUCUAUUUCCAGAGAUCCACCAUUUGAACCAAAGCCAUCAUUGAAGCUAGUGUGUGAUUUCCUAGUUGAUCAGUGCGCCAGACCAUGUCCUAAGGAGAGAUGCCCUAUAUGUCAAAAAAAAGCUCUCCCUGAAGAACCAAAGGUAAUCUCAAGAUAGGAAGAUGUGCUCUCUUCAAACUCCAAACUGCAUCACUCGCAUGCAUGAAGCACCAUGAAGAUGAAUGAAUUUUUUUCAGAGAGCUUAUGUAGCCCCUUAUUUAAGGCUGGCAAUACUUGAUUACCUGAAGAGUAUUACAUAUUCAAACUUCAUUUGCAAGGAAUGUUUACAUAAUUUUCUUUGAAAGUUCUCCUUCUAAAGAUCCAGUUUAUAGGGAGUGAGAUCUAUAUUGUUUUCCAGGGGAAAUGUAACUAACAUGUAUUUCAAAAGAGUUAUUUUACAUUUUCACCUUUUGGUGUGAGUGCAGUGCUUAUUCCAGGUUGCCUCUUGCUGAUGGUAAAGAUCUGUAUCCUUGUGUUAUGAUAAUUAAGCAAAGCAUUCUUACUCUUCACAGGAAGCUGUUACAGAACCUACAGAUCAUCAGUAUGUUGAGCGUGUUUACUGCAAUCAUCUAUUUCAUUAUGGAUGUCUGGACAAAUACAUGAAAACACCUCCUUUUCAAGGUAGGAUGCCUCUUGUUUGACAAACUUUUAAGAGAAGUAAAGUCAUUAUUUGACAGCCUACAGUACUGCAGGAUUUCUGCACUAGGGAAAAGUAGGCAGGGCUAUUUGAUUUGGGAUCUCAGCACAACUAGCAAACAAUUCAUGAGGAAAGAUUAAGAAGAAAUUAAAAUGAAAACAGCUGCUUUGAUGAUUGUUUUGUUUGACUUAAAGUAAUGAUUGAGUUUGACAUUUUUUUAAGAAGUUCAUUAAAACUUGGAAGGGAAACACAGCACAUGUUUUUAUCCUCUCAAAGAGAUGUUGCAGAGUAGUUUUUCAUUGCCAAUCCCGCCCCAUCAACCAAAAGAACACUUUCUUAGCAUCAAAUUCAAUAUAUUUUCCAAUUCACUUCACUCUCUUUCAAUAUUCACUUGUUUUUCAUGAUCGUUCACUAUUUUUUUUUUUUUACAGGAGGAAAGAAAUGUCCAGCAUGUAAACAAGUCAUUUAUCAUGAUCGUUGGAAAGUAACACCGAAACUUGCAGAAGAAAGAUGGGCACAUCACGAAGCCAAAAAAAGAGAACUCUCUGAAGUCGUGGACUUCCUAGGAGACUGCCUUUGACAAAAAUUACUGCAAUUCUACAUGACAAAUGUUGAGCAAAAUUGUUCCAAGAUAACUCAGUGCGGUUCCUCAAGAAUGGUCACGGUCGAACAACUUACAGAUACAUGUAGAAUAUCUUAGAUCGGUUUCUUUAAAACCCAAUUGACACUAAUGGUGGAAUGAGCCUUUGAAAAUGUUUGCGCAGCUAUGUCUAUCUUACUUCGAACAAACAACUCGACCCAUAAGCACUAUUCUAUUAAGACAACAGAAGUUCAGCUGGGUCAGGUGUUAAGAUAGGUUGGUAAGAUUGAGAUAGGAAUACAGUAUCAGCGGAUCUCAGUUAUUAUUCUGAAGGUUCAAGAGAGUGGGCUAUUAUAUAACGAAAUAAGACUACAGUCCUACAUGUCCAAUAGUAAGCAUACAGUAUAACCAAGUCUCCCACAACACUAAUUCGUUUGAAAAGAAUCCCUCUCAGUCCCAAACCGAAAGGACUCAAAAUAUCUUUGGACAGACAGGCGCUUUCGUUUUUCUCUCACCUAUCCACGCUGCUGGGUUCCCGUCUGGUGACGACUUGAUGCGUUUUCACCUAUCUUCCUCUCUAAAACGCCGAAAUGCAGAUGAAAGCGGCUGUUUUCACUUGUCCACACAAAAAAUGGAGUGUCUCUCGCAGUUGGCUGUUUUGUCUCGUUCUGUUACUGACCGAUACAGGACUUGACGAAUGACCUAAUGCCGAAAAUUUCUCAUCCUACACGGAAAUGCAACUAUUAACGGUGUGCGACAGGAAUCUUUCCCUCUUCAACGUAGGCCCGUUUCUCGAAAGUCACGGUCACUUCACAGAGCCGGAGCCGUAUUUUAAAAUCUAAGUUUGAAGUAAUAGGGGUGCAUAUCUUAGCUCACAAACCAGUCCCCUCGGUUUGUUUCCAUAUAGUUUUAUUUCUUAAUAAAGUUUCAAGACUCUCAAGAUCCCAAUCCCUAAUGUAAACAUGGCAAACAGCAAAGAGCUUUUCGGGACCAAUAACAAUUGGGACUUUCGAGAAACGGGCUCCGGAUGUCUACAUUAUUGCGUAAAGAACUUAUGCAGUUGUGCCUGAACUUUUAAGCUUCGUUAAAUCUGCUCUUCAAUCUUUCGCAGCUUGAAUCUGGUACACCAUUGCUGAAGUGAAACAGAUGUAUCUAUAUGAGCCAGCUAUGGUGUAAAAAUUAAAAUCUAGCCUCAAGUGCUGUUAAUCCGCGAAGGAAGCAUAGUAUAAUGGAUUGAAUUAUCUUGGACUGGAUAAAGUGCGAUGAAAGUAGUUUACAACAAAAAUAAAUUACUAUACAACUUGG